Schizophyllum commune H4-8 is the source of this 645-nucleotide messenger RNA. RefSeq lists its product as uncharacterized. Lineage: Eukaryota; Fungi; Basidiomycota; Agaricomycetes; Agaricales; Schizophyllaceae. The transcript is spliced from 2 exons. The annotation marks the transcript as partial. The record is from RefSeq and is a predicted model, not a curated record.
CCCCUCCCUCAACCCUACAAAACGCUUCAAAGAGACACCCCGCGAGGUGUUUGGUCGCGUCUUACAGACACGUACCGGACACGGAUACACGGACACGACAACAUAUCCUGGCAGAAUGCCCACAAUACGAGGAGCACCGCUACCUACUCCGUGACGCAUCCCGCGGCCUCUCGCUCCCGGUUCUAUUGGGAACGAAGAAGGGGAUCGCAGCCCUCACGGAAUUCAUAGCGGCAUCCGGCGCAUUCACCAAAACCGGUGCACCCCGUGCACCUCCAUCACUCCCUACCUGGGAGCAGGAACCCGAGGUACGACAGGACGACGAGAACGGCGAGGAUGGAUAGGAGGCCCGGCAGCCCAACCCCGUGCUUAGGUACCUUUCCCCGUCCCUUAUCACCCUUUUUCUUGUUCGUUUGCGAUACCCCGAGACACACGACACAUGCACAGAGUGCUUUUACCUAUUAUAUCACCAUUCAGCUCAACCACAGUAUCGCGACGGACAGCAGUACGAGCAGCAGCCUCGGGACUUGUAGAUUAUCACCACGGGUAUGCGAAGGGCCCUGCCGGGCUUCCGGAUGGAGGGAGUUCUGGCGGAGGACCGCGUCUUAGCUUCACCUUAGCUUGUAGCGGUAUAGAAGUGCAGAGUUU